AGAAACUGUCAAAGAUCUGUUAUUAAAACCCGUGCUGUAAGAAAUACACUAGAAAACUCGCAGAGAUAGAAGCAACAGCACAGUACCGUUUUGCUCCUCCCUACAUUGACGUACAAAAUACUGUUAUUUUGUAGACAUUAAAUAAAUAAUAUAGUGUAAGGUUAACUUUAACAUAUAGACUGUGAUAUUUUUUUAAAAUUGUAUUUUAUUUUUAAUUAAACCGGUUUCUUUCUGCACAAUACGGUGCAACGAGCUUUGGAUGAAGUUGCUUGCCUACUGUGCUUGUUUUCAAAGUACUGGUGCAAGUUGAAUGCAGGGGUGGGGCUUCUGCAGUCGGGAGGUGGGCGCAACUAAAUGCUGUUCCUAGCAUUUCAUUUGUGAUCACCGAGUUGAACCACCGGGUUCGGCUGCAUUGUUUAGUACCAGAGCAAAACCCUCUUUUCCAAAACACUGCUCACCCGCUGCCUCCUGCCUCUUGCCUCUGUGCCCAAAGCAGGGAUUUACCGGCUCCGCUGUCCAGCCAAGGGUUCCUCUGCAUUGGUCCACGGCACUCGAGUAAUCUCAAGGAAAGGUUCUGCUAAUGAUGCGCGGAGGAAGAAAAUCUGCGGAGUUUUUCGCUACCUUUACUGCACCAAACUAAACUCCUGCUAUAGUGUCAGCCUUUGGAAGAAAAACAAUUGAAAGGGAAAUCAAAUGAUAUCUUCAUGGACAUCUUCAAGUUUGUGAUUUGAAGCCUAGAGUGAAAAUCUGCCCUGUGAAUGCCAGCUGUGAUACCAGAAUAACUUGUGGGAUCCGCAGGCUAGAACAUCGUUUUCUAGUUACUGUCCUUUCACAGCGCCAGAUAUUGUGUGCUGGGGAGGGUCGGGACACAUUUGAAAGAAGGCAAAUCCUUAAAGAAUGUCUUCAGUUGCUGGACGAGAUAUAGCAGACUACCGUAUAAGUGUGGUUCAAAGUCCGCCCGGAUGGGAGGUAGGGAUUUAUAUUGCUGGUUUCCUGGUGCUACUGGGAGUCGUGGGAUUGAACUUGUGGAAGCUGUGGAGAUCUGGAAGCUAUCCCACCCCCUCGCCUUUCCCAAACUUCGAUUUCAGGUACCUCGAGCAGAAAUAUGGGACUUCCUGCUCCGAGGUCAGACAGAAGAGAGUGGCCGCUUCAAAUCACAAGAAGGCUGCAGAGAAGAUGCCUGCAAGCCGCAAGUCCAGCUUAAGGAUGGAUGACAACUACGAGAGCAUCAACGAGCUGGGCACACUGGAGCUGAACAGAGACAUGGAGCUGACUCCGUACGGGCCGAUGCGCCGGUCCCUCUCCACCGACUCCCUCAGCUCCAUCUCCUCCAUCGGGAACAACUUUGGCCAGGACUUCAGCGUGGGGCAGGUGGAGGUCAACAUGGAGUAUGAGCUACACUCCAGCAGCCUGUACGUCACCCUGGUGCAGGGAAAAGACCUGCUGGAGAAAGAGGAGAUCAACUUCGAGUCCUGCUUCGUGCGCAUCAGCCUGCUUCCCGAUGAGCAGAUCGUGGGGAUCUCCCGGAUACAAAGGAAUGCUUUUUCAGUGCUCUUUGACGAGAAGUUCUCCAUUGCCUUGGACCCCUCUGCCCUGGAAGAGAACAGCCUGCGCUUCUCUGUGUUCGGCGUCGACGAGGACGACAGGAACAUCAGCACAGGGGUGGCAGAGCUGAAGCUGUCUGACUUGGACCUGUCCAUUCGACCUUUCAAUGCCUGGCUCUACUUACAGGAUGUCAAUAAGGCAGUCGACUCGGUGGGUGAAAUCCUGCUCUCGCUAAGCUACUUGCCGACCGCGGAGAGGCUAACAGUCGUGGUGGCCAAAGCCAAAAAUCUGGUGUGGACAAAUGGGAAGAAUAGUGCAGAUCCAUUUGUCAAAGUUUAUGUCCUCCAAGACAACAGAAAAAUUAGCAAGAAGAAGACGGCUGUGAAGAGAGAUGAGAACAAUCCCAUCUUUAAUGAGGCCAUGAUUUUCUCAGUGCCAGCCAUUGUGCUGCAGGACCUGUCACUCAGAGUCACGGUGGCGGAGUACUGUGAAGAUGGCAGAGCUGACAAUAUAGGUCACGUGAUCAUCGGGCCCGAAGCCAGCGGGAUGGGAAUCACCCACUGGAACCAGAUGCUGGUCACUCUGAGGAAGCCUGUUUCCAUGUGGCAUCCACUCCGCAGGAAUUAACAUCCUCUCCACUUCACUCCAAAUAGAAUAUCUUCUUGCAUGGUGCCUAAUUCUUACAAUAAAACUACACUGGUGUACAGGGGGCUAAAAUAAUAAUGUGGAAAAAUAAAAGGCUAUUUUUUCUAAAAUCCUUCUACUCUACUUUUUAUUAUCUUUUGAAGCUAGCAGUAGAUAUUGUGGUGUCUUAAAAAACAAAAAACAAACAAACAGGCUAUAAUGGAGAGUCAGGCAUUUCAUCUGGGACACGAUUCAGUACCAGUAUACUGAUGGCAAGCAGGCAUUUAAAAUAAUAUUGAUUUACUAAUCUAAACAAAGAUAAUACACCUUUUAUCACCUCCAUGUUAUUUACAAUAAAGAGCUGAAUAACUUUGAUUUUGGUACCACUGUUUAUUUAUACGUAGUAAUGCAUUGUUUUGAUAGAAUUGCUAAAUUAAUUCUAAGUAGACUUGCACCUUUUUAGAUGUUUAUUUUUCAGGACCUCACAAGAUACUGUAAAAAGUCAGUCACCUUGUAUAGUAUGCAUUUGACUGGGGUUCUUCAUUGGCACAUCUUGACAAAUAUGUUACUCUAAAAGGGGAGUAGUUUAUUACAGUAUUUUGUGAGCCAGGUGAAAAUUAAAUAUUGAAAAGGAGCCAGUCUAAUUAUAAGCUUGUAUUAACAGAAAAUGGAAAAUAAAACAGUAUCCUCUAUUAGAAAAGGUCUAGAAAAAGUCAUAUCAUAUGACUCUUGAAAGUGUGCAGGAAAAAUAAAUAAAUACAUAGAAAAAUCAGGUACAUUUUAAAACUUGGUUGUGACUUCUACUUUACUUUGUGACGUGCCAAAUCUACCAUGAAUGGAACAACGUUUUAAGAGUGCAUUUUCAUUGCUGAAGGGGGUCAUGGCUAGAUAAUGCUAACUCACACAGGUUUUGAAAUCAAUAAAGAAUCAGAUGUUUGGUUUAACUAAAUUGAUGCACUCAUCAUUAACUUAACAGCUAUUUAAUUAAACUUCAUUUGUUUGACUGAAAUUUUAGAAAAUGUGUUAAAUGUUUUUUUUUCAAAAAGGCAGUUCUUGAUUUAGUGUGAACUGUCCUCUACACAGAUUACUUCAUUUAAUUUGCUACAAAGAAAACAGGCCAUUUAAAAAGGACUAAACAAAAUAUAAGCUGAAAACAAGCACGUCUGUUGGGGCUUGCUGUGUGUACACAGCUGCCUACAGUUUAAUACUGACAUGUUCUGAUUCAAUCCCACAAUGGACAAUUGAAGAAAGCACUGUAGCCUAGUAUGUCACUGAUAUUCUUAUCUUGGUAAUGAUUUCUGGAUUUCCAUUAUCUUGCCCCGAGCCCUUCGUUUCAUGAAUUAGAGAGUAUUAAUAGUUUUUUCGAUGCAUGAAAUUUUGCAGAUUUAUCAAAAUACUUUUAUGGAAUGUGUCACCAAGAAAAUGUUGUGUUGAGUAUUCUUUUAAAUAAAAAAUAUAUAUAUAUAUGAAA
Acipenser ruthenus (sterlet) is the source of this 3640-nucleotide messenger RNA. RefSeq names its product synaptotagmin-12-like. Bases 898 to 2172 code for a protein of 424 amino acids. Gene Ontology annotation, molecular function: SNARE binding; calcium-dependent phospholipid binding; clathrin binding. The record is from RefSeq and is a predicted model, not a curated record. The transcript has 10 exons. Lineage: Eukaryota; Metazoa; Chordata; Actinopteri; Acipenseriformes; Acipenseridae. Gene Ontology annotation, biological process: regulation of dopamine secretion; calcium-ion regulated exocytosis; regulation of calcium ion-dependent exocytosis.